This is a messenger RNA of Myzus persicae (green peach aphid), 426 nucleotides long. RefSeq lists its product as uncharacterized. The record is from RefSeq and is a predicted model, not a curated record. Bases 1 to 426 code for a protein of 141 amino acids. The transcript has a single exon. NCBI's taxonomy places the organism in Eukaryota, Metazoa, Arthropoda, Insecta, Hemiptera, Aphididae.
AUGAGGGGCUAUGAUAUGCCAGAUCCACAAAUACUAGGAGAACGCGUGGCAAUAAAGGAUCAGAUUAAAUAUUUAGGACUGGAACUAAACAGAGUGCUGGGUUUCAGGGCCCACCUGGAGGCGGCCGAGAAGAAGGCGCAGACCACAGCAGUAGUAUUGUCAAGAUUUAUGCCCAACGUGGGUGGCACUGGACAGAAGAAGAGGAGACUACUUGCCACAGUCGUUGAAAGCAAGAUAUUAUAUGGUUCGCCGAUAUGGGUUGGGGCACUCGUACACCAGAGGAAUAUUGAUACUAUUCUGAGGCCUCAGAGAGUCCUGGCGCUGAGAACUGCUAUGUCGUAUAGGACAGUAUUAACGGCAGCUGUAACGGUUGUCGCGGGUAUUGUUUCGGCUCACCUCCUCGUGUGUGAGAGGUCCGAAAAAUAA